Cyclopterus lumpus (lumpfish) is the source of this 4322-nucleotide messenger RNA. RefSeq names its product ring finger protein 169 (gene rnf169). Gene Ontology annotation, molecular function: nucleosome binding; ubiquitin-protein transferase activity. The record is from RefSeq and is a predicted model, not a curated record. Gene Ontology annotation, biological process: double-strand break repair. The coding region runs from base 64 to 1788 and encodes 574 amino acids. The transcript is spliced from 6 exons. NCBI's taxonomy places the organism in Eukaryota, Metazoa, Chordata, Actinopteri, Perciformes, Cyclopteridae. Gene Ontology annotation, cellular component: nucleus; site of double-strand break.
CGCUCGCGCAGUUCGGACGCGCAGGGCGGGGUUUGUUUUGAGCGAGAAGACUCACCAGGCAAGAUGGCGGCCGCAGGGUCCGCCGAACGGCACGGGACACCGGCCAGCGGCAAGCCCCGGUACGGCCACGGAGCAGGGCGCGGGUCCGGGUCCAGUCCGCCGGAGAACGAGGCAAAGAGGUGCGCGGCCGGGCAGCCCGGUGACAGCCCGCCCUCCUGUCACUCGGCCUGCCGACGAGCCCACAGACGCCCCGGCAGCGGAGAGCGGCUCCGGAGGAGGAGCGAGCCCGAGAAGAGCAGCAGCGGGGCGGGCAGGAGGGACCGCAACACCCGGAGAGAGUGCUUCGUUUCUUCGGCUCUCGUCCAAAAAUGCUGUGACGACAAACACAAGGUGGCGUCCAACGAAAGAGACAAGCUGAAGAGGUGGAACUGUAAAGACGAGUCAGUCCGACACGAUGAAGAGCCAGGGCUUCUGUCCGACUCGGAGAACGAGGAGCCGUUCAGCAGGAGGAUCAGAAACAUCUCGGCCUUCAUCAGGAAAACCAAAAGCUCCGCCGCCCUCUCAAGUGGUGCUCAGAGGAGCCAGAGCUGCAGCGAGCCGGUGGAGGACCGAGGAGGGAAGACGAAGGCCGUCACCCAGCCGGCCCUCAUGGCCCGAGUCGGCAUCAGUCACAGUUACGCAGCAGGAAUCCUUCUCUCCUCGGAAAACAGCCGCUCCGUCUCGGCUCCCAUCACCACAGAUCGCCGGCUCGCCUGGCAUGCCGUGGUCUCGUCAACGUCGAUACCCGUGGGCGUCACCCCCCCGUCCCGCCCUGAGCGCUCCAUCAGCCCCGAGAGCAACGACAGCAUCUCCGAAGAACUCAAUCACUUUAAACCCAUUGUUUGCUCGCCGUGCACGCCACCCAAACGCCUGCCGGACGGGCGUCUGCUGGAGCCCACAAUCGUGAAGUCCACGCCCAGGAACCUGACCCGUGGACUGCAGAAGGCCACCAGCUACGAGGCCAGUCCCGCUGUCCUGCAGAAGUGGAGGCAGAUAGAACUCGACCGCCAGAGCCUCAAGGUGAACUCCAAGGCGACGCUGACGAGCCCCGUCAACGAGCUCCACAACAAGAACGUUGAGGGGGAGGAUGCGAAGACCCGUCGGUCCCCGCUGGGACGCGAUGGAGGCAGCAUGAGGGCCGCCAACAAGAGGAAGCUGCUGUUCGAACCUCUAGCCGGAGACACGGACUCCUUCCAGAAACAGUCUGUGAAGAUCCGGGUCCCUGCGAUCCGCUACAGCAGCGAGGCCACUUUCAGAGGGAGUUCAGACUUUGAGCCGACAGUCGGCGCUCCUGAAUCCGGCAGUGGAGGAUCGCUUUUUAGCCGAAAACAGUCGUUCUCACCGUACACGAAGAACUCUGGUUUCCAGUCCUGUAAAUUUGUGCCAAAGGACUCGCAGAGUCCGAGGAAGGAGUCCGACAGUAGCCUACACAACCAGUCUACCUCAAGGAGGGGCAAGAAGCGGGAACAGAAGACCAAACACCUAAACUCGGAGCGGGACUCAGACCUCAAGAGGAGCCGGUCAGCCAGCCAGGAGGCCUUCGACGAGCGGUACAUCCGUCAGAUCCAGCAGGAGCGCCAGGACCGAGCCAUCGCCCUGAAGCUGCAGAGACAAUUCGACCGGGAGAACCAGACCACCAACCGCCGGAGGAGCCCCAACAAGUACUUCCUGCGGUCCUGGAUGUCCAACCAGAACCAACGCAGGAGGCGUGGCCUGAGGAGAUCGCGACGAAUCAACAAGAAGCACUAGAAAGACAGUUGUUUGCUAACUCGGCACAAAGACGGACAGGAAGAAGUUCAUUUAUGCAAAGUGACGAAAGGUUUGAAUGUUUUUACAUGACGGCAAACUUUAAACGUAAUUUAAAACUGUUGAGAAAAAGGACAUGAACUGAACAUUUAUCUGAUCUUUUCACCAGCAAAUCACCAACAACUGAAUGAAAGUCAGCUGCGGGCUGAAAUCUGAACUCUUUCUAUAAAUUGGAGGUCUUCAGGGGUUCCUGGGGGUCUGUGGGGCUUCAAGGGUUGCUGAAGGUCUGUGGUCUUUUGGGGUCCAGUGUCUGCUUCCACUAUGUUACUGGUCCACCUCUGUCCUGACGGUCUUCCAGUCUGAAUGUUUGUUGGAGGUUCUUUUAGCGCUUUGAAGUUGUGGAUUCUGGACUUUGGUCUGUGGCCGCUGAGGCUCAUGGGUAUUGUAGUCUCAGAGCCGUUCCACAGACCGGUGUGGAUGAGGAGAGACGAGUCAUUUGAUUGGACGAGUUCUGUUUGUUAACAAAAGCUUUAAGGAAGAGUUGAUGUUUUCUAUCUGAAGCAGCAUUCACGUAAAACAAUGUAAAACACAUCAAACAACGUAAAAACACGUAAAACACAUCAAACAACGUAAAACACACCAAACAACGUGCAACAUGACGAAACAUGGUUCAACAAUGUCAAACACGUAAAACACAUCAAACAACGUUAAAACACAAAUGAUGUUUCGUCAUUUUUCACGAUGUUUAACGUUAUUGAACGAUGUUUAACGAUGUUUAACGUUGUUGAACGAUGUUCCGCCAUGGUUCACGAUGUUUAACAUUAUUGAACGAUGUUUCACGUUAUUGAACGAUGUUUAACAUUAUUGAACGAUGUUUAACGUUGUUGAACGAUGUUCCGCCAUGGGUCACGAUGUUUAACAUUAUUGAACGAUGUUUAACGUUAUUGAACGAUGUUUAACAUUAUUGAACGAUGUUUAACAUUAUUGAACGAUGUUUAACGUUGUUGAACGAUGUUCCGCCAUGGUUCACGAUGUUUAACAUUAUUGAACGAUGUUUAACGUUAUUGAACGAUGUUUAACAUUAUUGAACGAUGUUUAACGUUGUUGAACGAUGUUCCGCCAUGGUUCACGAUGUUUAACAUUAUUGAACGAUGUUUAACGUUGUUGAACGAUGUUCCGCCAUGGUUCACGAUGUUUAACAUUAUUGAACGAUGUUUCACGUUAUUGAACGAUGUUUAACGUUAUUGAACGAUGUUUAACGUUGUUGAACGAUGUUCCGCCAUGAUUCACGAUGUUUAACAUUAUUGAACGAUGUUUAACAUUGAACGAUGUUUAACGUUGUUGAACGAUGUUUAACGUUAUUGAACGAUGUUUAACGUUGUUGAACGAUGUUUAACGUUAUUGAACGAUGUUUAACGUUGUUGAACGAUGUUCCGCCAUGGUUCACGAUGUUUAACAUUAUUGAACGAUGUUUAACGUUAUUGAACGAUGUUUAACGUUGUUGAACGAUGUUCCGCCAUGGUUCACGAUGUUUAACAUUAUUGAACGAUGUUUAACAUUAUUGAACGAUGUUUAACGUUGUUGAACGAUGUUUAACGUUGUUGAACGAUGUUCCGCCAUGGUUCACGAUGUUUAACAUUAUUGAACGAUGUUUCACGUUGUUGAACGAUGUUCCGCCAUGGUUCACGAUGUUUAACAUUAUUGAACGAUGUUUCACGUUAUUGAACAAUGUUUAACGUUGUUGAACGAUGUUCCGCCAUGGUUCACGAUGUUUAACAUUAUUGAACGAUGUUUCACGUUAUUGAACGAUGUUUAACAUUAUUGAACGAUGUUCCGCCAUGGUUCACGAUGUUUAACAUUAUUGAACGAUGUUUAACAUUAUUGAACGAUGUUUAACGUUGUUGAACGAUGUUCCGCCAUGGUUCACGAUGUUUAACAUUAUUGAACGAUGUUCCGCCAUGGUUCACGAUGUUUAACAUUAUUGAACGAUGUUUAACGUUAUUGAACGAUGUUCCGCCAUGGUUCACGAUGUUUAACGUUAUUGAACGAUGUUCCGCCAUGGUUCACGAUGUUUAACAUUAUUGAACGAUGUUUAACGUUAUUGAACGAUGUUUAACAUUAUUGAACGAUGUUUCACGUUAUUGAACGUUGUUGAACGAUGUUUCACGUUGUUGAACGAUGUUUCACGUUAUUGAACGAUGUUUAAUGUUGUUGAACGAUGUUUCACGUUGUUGAACGAUGUUUAACAUUAUUGAACGAUGUUUCACGUUGUUGAACGAUGUUUAACGUUAUUGAACGAUGUUUAACGUUAUUGAACGAUGUUUAAUGUUGUUGAACGAUGUUUCACGUUGUUGAACGAUGUUCCGCCAUGGUUCACGAUGUUUAACGUUAUUGAACGAUGUUUCACGUUAUUGAACGAUGUUUAAUGUUGUUGAACGAUGUUUCACGUUGUUGAACAAUGUUUCACGUUGUUGAACGAUGUUUCACGUUAUUGAACGAUGUUUAACGUUAUUGAACGAUGUUUCACGUUAUUGAAC